Molecule: messenger RNA, 2533 nt
Organism: Papaver somniferum (opium poppy)
Lineage: Eukaryota; Viridiplantae; Streptophyta; Magnoliopsida; Ranunculales; Papaveraceae
Product: sulfite reductase 1 [ferredoxin], chloroplastic-like
Exons: 8
Coding region: 201-2267 (688 amino acids)
Biological process (GO): sulfate assimilation
Cellular component (GO): chloroplast stroma; sulfite reductase complex (NADPH)
Molecular function (GO): 4 iron, 4 sulfur cluster binding; heme binding; sulfite reductase (ferredoxin) activity
Source: RefSeq, a predicted model, not a curated record
ACUACCUCGACCACUUACUACCACCACCACCACUCACAAACCCAAAAAGGAAACAAAAACAAAAAAAAAAAACUCAGAAGAAUCAGAAUACCGGUGAAACAGAAUCCGACUAUUUUCUAUCAGUUUCAGAGCAUUUUUUUUUAUCACAAAUCUGAAUAUUUCAUUUUAGUUCUGAAAUCCCUAAUUCAAAAAAAAUAGAAAUGGGAACGUCAGUUGGAGCUGCAAACGCUGUUGUUGCAAAAGAUCCAAAACUUCAAAUUCAGAGGUUUCAUGGUUUAAGAAGUUACGGUUCGAUUCCUUUGAAUAGACGUGUUAAUGUUUUGCCUGCAUCUUCUUCUUCAAAUUCAUCUAUUAUUACUGCUACAGCUACUCCUGUAAAGCCCGAGGUCGCUGCGGAGCCAAAGCGUAGCAAAGUCGAAAUAUUCAAAGAGCAUAGUAACUUCAUAAGGUACCCUCUAAAUGAGGAGCUUCUCAAUGAGGCUCCUAAUAUAAAUGAGGCUGCUACCCAGUUGAUCAAGUUUCAUGGAAGUUACAUGCAGACCAAUAGAGAUGAGCGUGGUACAAAGUCUUACCAGUUUAUGCUUCGAACAAAGAACCCUUGCGGUAAAGUCCCAAACAAGCUCUACUUGGCCAUGGAUGAUCUUGCAGACCAGUUUGGAAUUGGAACUCUUCGUCUAACUACUAGACAGACAUUUCAGCUUCAUGGUGUUCUCAAGAAGAAUCUCAAGACUGUGAUGAGUACUAUUAUUAGAAACAUGGGCUCCACUCUUGGUGCAUGCGGUGACCUGAACAGAAAUGUUCUUGCUCCCGCUGCACCAUUUACGAGCAAAGAUUACCUGUUUGCACAGGAGACUGCAGAUAACAUUGCUGCCCUUUUAAGUCCCCAGUCUGGCUUCUACUAUGACAUGUGGGUGGAUGGUGAGAAAUUUAUGUCCGCAGAGCCUCCCGAAGUGGUAAAAGCACGUAACGACAACACACAUGGAACAAAUUUCCCUGAUUCUCCCGAACCUAUUUAUGGCACCCAGUUUCUGCCAAGGAAGUUCAAGGUUGCAGUGACAGUGCCAGGAGACAAUUCGGUGGACAUUCUUACAAAUGAUAUCGGUGUCGUUGUAGUUUCUGAUGCACAUGGGGAACCUCAGGGUUUUAACCUAUAUGUUGGAGGUGGAAUGGGAAGAACACAUAGGAUUGAGAACACUUUUCCUCGUUUAGCAGAACCACUUGGUUAUGUACCAAAAGAGGAUAUCCUAUAUGCAGUUAAAGCAAUUGUAGUCACACAGAGAGAAAAUGGAAGACGAGAUGAGCGAAGGUACAGUAGAAUGAAAUAUUUAAUCAGUGAAUGGGGAAUUGAGAAAUUCAGGAAUGUUGUUGAGCAGUACUAUGGGAAGAAAUUUGAACCCUCCCGCGAGUUACCAGAGUGGGAAUUCAAGAGUUAUUUAGGAUGGCACGAGGAGGGUGAUGGUGAACUUUUCUGUGGUCUCCAUGUUGACAAUGGCCGAAUUGGUGGAAAAAUGAAAAGCACUUUGAGGGAGAUAAUAGCAAAGUAUGACCUAAGUGUGCGACUCACACCAAACCAAAACAUUAUUUUGUGUGACAUUCGCCGUGCAUGGAGGCGCCCAAUCACUACAGCUCUUGCUCAGGCUGGACUUCUGCUCCCUAGGUAUGUGGAUCCACUGAACGUAACCGCAAUGGCAUGCCCGGCAUUACCACUGUGCCCAUUAGCAAUAACUGAAGCUGAACGAGGAACACCUGAUCUACUCAAGCGGGUUCGAGCUGUAUUUGAUAAGGUUGGGCUCAAGUACAGUGAGUCAGUCGUGAUAAGGGUAACCGGGUGUCCUAAUGGUUGUGCCAGGCCUUAUAUGGCAGAGCUUGGACUGGUUGGUGAUGGACCCAACAGCUAUCAGAUAUGGCUUGGAGGAACACCAGGUCAAACUGUGCUAGCACGACCUUUCAUGAACAAGGUCAAGAUUCAAGAGCUAGAAAAGGUUUUCGAACCGUUAUUUUACACCUGGAAACAUAAGCGACAGGCAAAAGAAUCAUUUGGCGACUUCACAAACCGCAUGGGCUUUGAGAAACUUCAAGAGAUUGUUGAUAAAUGGGAAGGACCAGCGGAGGCACCUGCUCGAUUCAAUCUAAGACUUUUUGCGGAUAAGAAAACAUUUGAAGCCAUGGAUGAGCUCGGUAAAUUGCAGAAUAAAAAUGCACACCAACUAGCCAUGGAAGUUGUGCGUAAUUACGUUGCUUCCCAGCAAAAUGGCAAAGCUGAAUAGCUCAACAACCAAUGAUUCAUUUUGUUUUGUUGUCUGUUUAUGCAAGGAACUGACCAUUCAAGACUGGGUUUUCUUUUUCUAUUUUUCCUUCUUUUUUUUUUCAGUCGAGGCAGAGUUAGUUACUACCAUUCAAGUGUUGUAAGUAAAACACUCAGGAACGCAUCAGUUUUUAGUUGAGAAUGAAAGUCACUUUCUUGAAAUGUUGUAUACCAUCAGUUACCUUUUUGUUAUGAUGAAAAUCUUCAGUAGGGGGGGUAUUAGAGGUA